Messenger RNA from Phanerochaete carnosa HHB-10118-sp, 906 nucleotides. RefSeq lists its product as uncharacterized. NCBI's taxonomy places the organism in Eukaryota, Fungi, Basidiomycota, Agaricomycetes, Polyporales, Phanerochaetaceae. Gene Ontology annotation, molecular function: mRNA binding. The transcript is spliced from 6 exons. Gene Ontology annotation, biological process: mRNA export from nucleus. Bases 83 to 745 code for a protein of 220 amino acids. Gene Ontology annotation, cellular component: nucleus. The record is from RefSeq and is a predicted model, not a curated record.
CCCCUUGUCCUCAUACCCCUCCGACGUCUCCCUAAUAGCCCCCGAACUCGCCCAAACCCACCUUUUCAGUACCUAGAAUAACAUGGAUAAGAGCCUUGACGAGAUCAUUGCCACCCGCCGAACUCGUCGUGCGCCGCCUCGUCGUCAGUCUGUUAAGACGCAAGUUCUUGGGACCGCGAACAGCCCUGUUACUCGUUCUCGUGCCGCGCCCGCAGCCAACGGUGCCAAAGCUACUCCUACUUCCACUACUCCCCAACCCGCCGACAAAAUCAUCGUCUCCAACCUUCCUCCCGACGUGAAUGAAGUGCAGAUUAGAGAGCUCUUCCAGACUACUGUCGGUCCUCUCCGCGACGUUACCCUCCACUACGACAACAAGGGCGCUUCCAAGGGUGUCGCUGCUGUCCAGUUCUCACGCAAGGGCGAUGGCACCAAGGCCUACCAACAAUACAACAACCGCCUCAUUGAUGGGAAACGCCCCAUGAAGAUCGAGAUCGUCGUUGACCCAACUCGCGUUGCUCCGGCUGCUUCGCUCGCUGCCCGUGUUGCUCCCCCUCCUGCAGCUCCGGCUCCAGCCAUGGCUGCCAUCGAGUCCGUUCCAAGAACUGGUGGACGGCCUCGCAGGGGACGUGGUGGUGGUGGAGGCGGAAGGCGAAAGAUCGAUAGGCCGGCGAAGACCGCCGCUGACUUGGAUGCCGAGAUGGAGGAUUAUACCGCUGCUAGCGCAGCUCCUGCUGCUACCGCUUAAUAGUGUUGUUUUCGUAUGCUUCCCACCCCCGCGACUGUCUAGCGUCUCCUUUUCACCAUAGUGUGGACUUGUCUCUAUGAGUUGUGCUAUUACCUACCGCGUCGUAUUAUACUAGUCUCUCGCAAAAGCGAUCUCCUGAAUUAUCUGUUCCGUUUCUCAGC